UCCCUCGGCGUCCCGAAGACAUGGUUGUACCGACUUCUCUGUCUGCCUUAUCGCCAGGAUGGGUGCGGACGAUGCGGAGCGACAGUUCAAACGAGCGGGGCAGUCCCGCUACUCUGGCGUGGGGAACCGUUCGUAUAGAUGUCAGAUGGAAGCGAGUUUGCCCCACCGGCGCCGUCGGUGAGGUUUGCUCUCGACAUCCUUCCAGAGAAAGACAGCGACUUCAUGUCUACGUUGGAUGAGUCUGUCACCCCGCCGCUCUCUCAAGGAGUCGGUUAUGGGAUUAUCUGUGGUGUCGGCGCGCUCUUCGCGGUUGGGAUGUGGUGGGUGUCGCGGAUGCUGAGCCAGUUCCAAAACGAGGUGCAAGGCUCCGAGAUGUUCAUGACCGCAAAGCGGUCUAUAAACACAGGCCUGGUCGCCUCCGCUGUGGUCUCAGGCUGGACGAUCGCCGCGACGCUUUUAACUUCCACCGCGUGGACAUAUGAGUUCGGCGUGUCCGGCGCGUACUUCUACGGUGCAGGUGCUUGCAUACAGAUCUUCGUCUUCGCCGUCUCCGCCAUUGAGCUCAAAAGGCGGGCACCGGGCGCUCACACGUUCAUGGAAGUGUCGAGGCUACGCUAUGGCACGACGGGGCAUUGGAUUCAGAUCAUCUACUCGACGAUGUAUCAGAUCAUCAACUGCGUCAACAUCCUCGUCGGCGGCUCCGAGGUGUUCGAGGCGUUGACAGGCAUGAGCGCCAUCGCUGGCUGCUUCCUCCUUCCAGUGGGCGUAGUCAUCUAUACCCUGAGCGGCGGAAUAAAGGCCACCAUCCUCACCGACUACACCCACACUAUCAUUAUCUAUGCCCUUGUUCUCACAGGUCUCUUCGUUGUGUACAGCUCGUCGUCCCUCAUCGGUUCUGCCGAUGCGAUGUACGAGUUGCUGAAGCAGGCGGCGGUACGAUCGCCUGUGGUGAAUAAUGCAGGCGGGGAGUACCUCACGAUGAGCUCGCAAAGUGGAAUCCUCCUGGGCGUUGUCUUCUGGUGUGCUGUGUUUGGUACGACGGUGGACGUACAACUAUAUCAAAAGGCCAUCGCCGCGAACCCGGCUGCUACCCUCCCCGGUUACCUCAUCGGAGCAUUAGCGUGGUUCUGUAUACCCUUCUGUUUGGCAACAACAUUCGGCCUCGCAUGUCGCGCCCUCGAGAACACGCCGAACUUUCCGACCUAUCCACGACCAAUGACUGCCACCGAGAUCUCCUCCGGCCUCUCCCUCCCGUACGCUGCGAUCGCGCUCAUGGGAAAAGGCGGCGGCGCCUUCGUCCUUCUCAUGACCUUCAUGGCCUGUACGUCCGGGUUCUCCGCUGACCUUGUCGCAGUUUCCUCCGUGUUUGUCUACGACGUGUACGGCACAUACAUCAACACGAACGCCACAGGAGGGCGCCUCGUCAAGCUCUCGCACGUCGCAGUCGUGAUCUGGACGCUCUGCAUGUCCGUCAUCGCGACCGGAAUCACGCGGACGACGAUCGGCGUGAACUACCUGGUGACAUGCAUGGGCGUGUUUACCUGUUCGUGCGUCUUUCCGAUGUACUGCACCGUGCUCUGGAGAGCGCAGAACAAGGCAGCCAUCGCGCUGGCCCCUCCGUUGGGGAGCAUCACCGCGAUCGCGUCGUGGCUAGGGUCCGCUUACGCUUUGGAGGGCUCGGUGACCGUCGCGUCGACGUCGCAGACGCUUCCUCUGGUUAUCGGCAACUCUGUCUCGCUCGUAUCUGGAGCUGUGUACUCCAUCAUCUUCACAUAUGCGUUUGGGCCGCAAAACUUCGACUGGGAGAUCCUCAAAGCCGGCGUGCGGGUCAUUGACGACAGCGACGUUGCUGGUGUCACCGAGGAGCAGCUCAAGCAACAGCUCGCGGUCGAACACCUCUCGCCACAUGACGAACGAGCGCUGUACAGGGGCAAAAUCGUCGGCAGCUUCAUGGCCAUAGGCUUGUGCCUGAUCUUCGUCAUCCUAAUCCCCCUCCCGAUGUACUUCACGUCCUACGUCUUCUCGCAGCACUUCUUCCGAGCAUGGGUCGCCAUUACAUUCAUCAUCGCGUGGAUUGCUACCCUGGUCAUCCUCAUCAUGCCUCUAUAUCAGGGACGGCACUCUCUCAAGCUGUUCUUGAACUACAUCAUCGGCUCGCGUCGGGACGCAUUGGCGCACAAGAUCGCACCAGGGGGGGUGUCCCGGGAUCCCAGCAUGGAUUCCGAAGCGAAUGAGAAGAGGGACGCUGUGCUUGGGGAGAAAGGAGCGGAGGCAGUCAAGGUGCAACCCGCAGAAGAUGCAGAUUAGCUAUAUAGUCCAUCGCAAACACGCGGCCAUGUAUGCAUAGAAUUAGAACCAGCAACUGAGCAAGCAGCACGAAAGGCUCCCGUGGAAAGUGGACGGCGUCACGGCUUGGAUGACAUAGAUUGCAACCUGGAAGGUAUCAUGCGCGAUAAAUGAUGCUUAUAGCUGAUAUUGCUUCCCUUGCUCUCCCGAC
Molecule: messenger RNA, 2497 nt
Organism: Rhodofomes roseus
Lineage: Eukaryota; Fungi; Basidiomycota; Agaricomycetes; Polyporales; Fomitopsidaceae
Product: putative sodium/proline symporter
Exons: 5
Coding region: 139-2307 (722 amino acids)
Biological process (GO): spermidine transport; urea transmembrane transport; putrescine transport
Cellular component (GO): plasma membrane
Molecular function (GO): putrescine transmembrane transporter activity; urea transmembrane transporter activity; spermidine transmembrane transporter activity
Source: RefSeq, a predicted model, not a curated record